AUGACCACCCACUCCCCAUUCGGCCUCCCGCGGAGAUCUGGCUUCCGCGCAACCCGCGCGGCGGCUUCCGCCACUCCCGCUGCCGCCGCCGCCAACGACGCCGCCGCUGCCGCCGCGAGCAAACUUGCCGCCGUCCAGCCGCAAUGGCGCAAAGGCCCGAUUCGGUACUUAGGCGGUCCGGUGGUCGCGGCGGCAACGCUCGACGUGUACUUAAUCUACUACGGCACCUGGCCCGCGGGCAGCGGGCAGGAAGUGUUCGAAAAUUUCGUGCGGUCGUUAAGUAGCACCACGCAGCAGGGCGGCCGCAAAGGCGGCGGCGGCGGCGUGGCGACCGUCAAGCAAUGGUGGGAGAUUUCGGCGGGGUAUUAUAUGGCGGCGGACGGGAGCAGUCGAUACGUUAGCUCGAAGGUGCGGCUGGCAGGGGUAGCGUAUGACAACUAUUCGCAGGGCCGCACGGGGCUCACAGAAGGCUUCGUCGCCGCCUCCGUGAAGCACGUGUUGACAGCAGGCGACCUGCCGUUCGACAGCAACGCCAUCUACAUGCUGAUGGGCAGCAAGGACGUGCGCGUGUCUGGCUUCUGCACCGACUACUGCGGCUGGCACUCCCUGGCGUCGCACAACGGAGCCAACCUCGUGUACGGGUUCCUGGGCCACCAUGGCGCGUGCCCCAACGGAUGCAUGACGCAGAAAGGCACCUCUCCCAACAACAACCCCGGGGUUGACGCUACAGUUUCCACUCUGGCGCACGAGAUUGCCGAAGCUGCCACCGACCCUGACCUCCGAACCGGCUGGCUAGCUCCGUCCGGCGACGAGAACGCAGACCUGUGCUCGUGGCAAUACGGCAACUCCAACCCUCUAACCGGGAAAGCCGUGGUGAAAUUCGCCGCGGGCACGAGCGGUAACCAGUACCGUUACAACCUGGUUGGAGCGGGAGGGAUGCGGUUCCUGGUGCAGCAGAAUUGGGAUAGGACGAAGCAGAAGUGCGUGAUUCGGAUUGGGGGUGGGGAGGGGGGAGGAGGCGGCAUGUGUGGGGUGCUUUCUGGGGGAUUGAAGGACCAGUUGUGUAGGACGAUCGGGACUUGUUGUUAG
This is a messenger RNA of Closterium sp. Naga37s-1, 1089 nucleotides long. The record is from the annotation of a GenBank genome assembly. Lineage: Eukaryota; Viridiplantae; Streptophyta; Zygnematophyceae; Desmidiales; Closteriaceae.